Molecule: messenger RNA, 1078 nt
Organism: Globicephala melas (long-finned pilot whale)
Lineage: Eukaryota; Metazoa; Chordata; Mammalia; Artiodactyla; Delphinidae
Product: triggering receptor expressed on myeloid cells 2
Biological process (GO): positive regulation of ERK1 and ERK2 cascade; regulation of peptidyl-tyrosine phosphorylation; positive regulation of phagocytosis, engulfment
Cellular component (GO): plasma membrane
Molecular function (GO): transmembrane signaling receptor activity
Source: RefSeq, a predicted model, not a curated record
GGUUCCUGUGGGCAGCGCCUGACAAGCCUGACCCUCUCCUUCCUGCAGUUCAAGGGAAAGACGAGAUCUUGCACAAGGCACCCUGCGUCUGUCCUCCACAAGGGAAGGGUGACAUGGAGCCUCUUGGGCUGCUCAUCUUGCUCUUUGUCACAGAGCUAUCCCGAGCCCACAACACCACGGUGUUCCAGGGCAUGGCAGGCCGGUCCCUGAGGGUCUCCUGCCCCUACAACUCCUUGAAGCACUGGGGGAGACGCAAAGCCUGGUGCCGCCAGCUGGGUGAAGAGGGCCUGUGCCAGCAGGUGGUCAGCACUCACCCCUCGUGGCUGCUGUCCUUCCUGAAGAGGCGCAAUGGGAGCACGGCCAUCACGGAUGAUGCCCUGGGUGGCACACUCACCAUUACUCUGCGGAAUCUUCAAGCCCACGACGCUGGCCUCUAUCAGUGCCAGAGUCUCCAUGGUAGCGAGGCCGACACCCUCAGGAAGGUCCUGGUGGAGGUGCUGGCUGACCCCCUUGAUUACCAGGACCCUGGAGAUCUCUGGAUCCCUGAGGAGUCCGAGCGCUUUGAGGAUGCCCAGGUGGAGCACAGCAUCUCCAGGAACCUUUCUGAAGAGGAGAGCCCCUUCCCACCCAUUUCCAUCCUUUUCCUCCUGGCCUGCAUCUUUCUCAGCAAGCUUCUGGCAGCCAGCGCUCUCUGGGCUGCAGCCUGGCAUGGGCAGAAACGGAGGACACCCCAUGCCAGUGGGCUGGACUGUGGCCAUGACCCAGGUUACCAGCUCCAAACCUUGACAGAGCUGAGAGACACGUGACAGGAGGACCCACGGUGGAGGAGAGGCCCAGGAGAGGUCUGCACGGACCACCCCAGCCUGCUGCACACCCGCCCCUUGGCCACCAAGUCUCCUGGUUCUGCUUUCGCAAAAGGCCACUCUGCCUGUACCCUGCUUCUCUUGGCCCCUGGAAGCAGGGAUUUGUGCGUGUGUGCACGUGUGUGUGUGUGUGUGUGUGUGUGCGUGUGCAUGGGAGGUGGGAAGGACAUCUACCAACUUCUGGACAUUGGACAUUAAACACUCUCACAAAUAAA